This is a messenger RNA of Antechinus flavipes (yellow-footed antechinus), 4252 nucleotides long. It is a transcript of the gene NFKBIZ, whose product is annotated as NFKB inhibitor zeta. The record is from RefSeq and is a predicted model, not a curated record. NCBI's taxonomy places the organism in Eukaryota, Metazoa, Chordata, Mammalia, Dasyuromorphia, Dasyuridae. Gene Ontology annotation, biological process: regulation of gene expression. Gene Ontology annotation, molecular function: POU domain binding; DNA binding. Gene Ontology annotation, cellular component: nucleus. The transcript is spliced from 12 exons. Bases 523 to 2751 code for a protein of 742 amino acids.
CUGGAGCCUAGGAACAGAGAAGAGAGUAAGUGGGGGCAGGGAGCGGCAGGUGGAGGUCAAAGGCAACUUCGGCUUGGAGUUGGAUUCCUACUCCCGCGAAGAGGAGCUGGGCUGGGCGGGACCCCGAAGGGGCGGGUCAGGGAGGGGGAAAGGACAGAUGAGGGCGGAGGGCAACAUUGCCUCAUCCUGUACAUUUUACGGGAAACCUACUGUGCAUCCGGAGGAGGAGCCACCGGGCUGUCGUCCCGCGCGGCCGCCCAAUGGGCAGACUCGUCUGGGCUAGCCCGGCCGCCCCUCACCCACUGCUCCGGCCCUCCGCCCGCCUAUAUACCGGGGAAUUCGCGGGCGCGCCCAGCCCAGUUACUCAGUCCCAGUGCGCUCCUCAUCGAAACUGCGUGCGUGACCCCAGCGCAGCUCAAAACCGUGCCUGCAGUCUCACUGGUGCCGGGGGAGGGGGGUAGUGCGUGGGAAAGUGGCUAGUAGGGGCACCCACCGGGAGCGACGCGUGGUCUGCCCGCGAGCAUGAUCGUGGACAAGCUUCAGGAGGACGGCCGCGGCGGGGAAGGCCUGUUGGACGGCGCGGCCGGAGAGGGUGGUCUCAUGACCAGUCCCCUCAACCUGGCCUAUUUCUACGGAGGUUCGCCCCCGUCUGCUGCCAUGGGGGCGAGCGAUGCCAGCUUCUCGUCGUCUGGCCAUUCGACGCCAGGCUCCCCAGGCUCCGACUCCUCCGAUUUUUCUUCCUCUUCCUCGGUGUCCUCGGCCUCCUCCUGCAGCGCCCCGGGAGAGUCUCGGACCAGAGGGGGUCCCCGCGCAGAUCGCGUGCCAGGUGAGCACCAUAUGGCUGGUGGAAGACAACAGAGAGGACCCUUUCAAGGCGUUCGUGUGAGAAAUUCAGUGAAGGAACUCCUGUUGCAUAUAAGAAAUAAUAAGCAGAAGUCUUCUGCACCAGCUGUGGAGGAUUUCAAGGCACAAAGUGUGACAACAGAGCCAUUUACUGCAGAGCUGAAGAACAUAUUGGCACAUAGUGGAAAAAGAAAGGGGAUUGAUGCUGGUCCUGAUGGAUCAGCUUGCAAAAGGCCAGCUGUAUCUUUGCACACGCAGUUUUUGACACCACCUCAAACUCCAACUCCUGUGGAUAGCAUGGAAGAUGUUCAUAUUAAUGAACCUAAACAGAGCAACAAUUCUGAUCUGCUUCAGAACAUUAUGAAUAUUAAAAAUGAAUCCAAUCCUGUUUCUUUGAAUACAGUCCAGUUUAGCUGGAUGAGUCCAGUGGUUCUCAAUCAGAACUCCCCUAGAGAGCAGUAUCAGGAUUUCCAUGGAGGGCAGACUCUCAAUCCACCACAGAAAUACCAAUCAUUCCAAGUGAGCAGUUCUCCACAAAUGAUGGAUCAAUCUCAGAUAUAUCAGUUUUCUUCACCACAGAACCAGGAUUUGCAACAGCCCUAUAGUCACAUUUCGGUCCCAGAAUGUAGUCCAUAUGCUGGAAAACCUUCUCCUAACUAUGAACCAAACUUAUUUGAUGGGCAAGAAAUGCUGUUCUGCUCAAGCCAAAGCUUUGCAUCUCUCCUAAAUAGUCCUGGGGAACCGGAGAAUAUUGCUCUUCCCAUUCAGACUUCACCCAGUGCUCAGCAGCAGCAGCAACAACAGCAGCAACAACAGCAGCAGCAACAACAGCAGCAUAGACACUCAAAUGAGAUUAACAUCCAGAAUUUUAACCUGGGGCCGAGCAAUGCCUGUGAUGUCCUGAGUGGGCAGGAUCUAGGUUUAACACCUUUAAAUGUUUCCAUGCCACUCCAGAAUGUGGCUGGAAAUUCAAUGAACACUACACAGUUAGGAAAGUCCUUUUUUCAGUGGCAGGUAGAACAGGAAGAAAACAAACUGGCUAAUCUUUCCCAGGACCACUUUCUUUCCAAGGAUGCAGAUGGAGAUACGUUGCUUCACAUUGCAGUUGCCCAGGGACGAAGGGCCCUGUCUUAUGUUCUUGCAAGGAAGAUGAGUGCUCUUCAGAUGUUAGAUAUUAAAGAACACAAUGGCCAGAGUGCCUUUCAGGUAGCAGUUGCUGCCAAUCAGCAUCUCAUUGUGCAAGAUCUUGUCAACUUGGGGGCCCAGGUGAACACUACGGACUGCUGGGGAAGAACACCACUGCACGUCUGUGCUGAAAAGGGCCACUCACAAGUCCUUCAAGCAAUUCAGAAGGGGGCCAUCUGUAGCAAUCAGUUUAUAGAUCUGGAAGCCACCAACUAUGAUGGUCUGACUGCUCUGCACUGUGCAGUGGUGGCUCACAAUGCUGUAGUUCAUGAACUCCAGAGAAACCAGCAGCAUCACUCACCUGAAGUCCAAGAGCUUCUCUUGAAGAACAAAAGUCUGGUUGACACGAUCAAAUGCCUAAUCCAGAUGGGAGCCACUGUGGAAGCUAAGGAUCGUAAAAGUGGUCGAACUGCACUUCAUUUAGCAGCAGAAGAAGCUAAUCUAGAGCUGAUUCGCCUCUUUUUGGAGCUGCCCAGUUGCCUAUCUUUUGUGAAUGCUAAGGCUUAUAAUGGUAACACUGCCCUCCAUGUAGCUGCCAGCCUGCAGUAUCGAGUGACCCAGUUAGAUGCCGUCCGUCUACUGAUGAGGAAGGGAGCUGAUCCAAGUACAAGGAACCUAGAGAAUGAACAGCCAGUACAUUUGGUUCCAGAUGGCCCCGUUGGAGAACAGAUAAGACGGAUCCUGAAGGGGAAAUCUGUUCAGCAGAGAGCACCACCAUAUUAGCUCCAUGUGACCUGAAAGUCUAUAGUCAACACUCACUGUCAGUUAGGCAGUCCUGAAGUAUCUGUAAAUAGACCAUUUGCCUUGUAAAUGGCAAAUGAAAGUUGUUUCUGUGAAACAAAGGCAUUUAGUUCACUAUUAUAUAGUGGGUUAUGUUAAAAGAGAAAAAUUUUUAAAAAUUAUUUCCUCUUAACAUAUUGGAAUUUUACAUUCCCAGGUGGCUGGGAGUUAAACACUUGGACUUAUAUUUUUUAGUGGUUAAAUUGACUAGGAGAACUUUUAAUUUGCUUUAUGAGGCAUUUAUCGGUUUGUUGGUGCCAGUUUAAAAGUAGAUCACAAACAAUUUUGGGAGGAGGAGGAACCAAAAAAAAAAAAUGUGUGGUACCAUGUUAACAUUAACAUAGGUGUUUAGCCUUAUUAUGAAUGAUACAAACACAAAAAGGUCGUUGAAAUUUGCAGUGUAUAUAUUUGCUCUUUUUGUUCAAAACUAUAUUAAAUGUACAUAUGCUGCUAGACAAAUGACUACCCCCAUUUUUAAGUGAAUAAAGAUUUUUAAAAGUAAUUUAUUAGCUCUGAUACAUAUCUAAAGAAGCUUUUGUUUUUGAACCAGCAAGUUUCUGUAAAGAAACUAGAGUAAUUGGAUCAUUUUGAUGGAAGAUAAACCAUCAUUUUGAAUGUGAUAAUGCUGCUCUCAUUCACUGAGCUUCUAAUAAUUCUGCUUAUAAGACCAUACUCUUGAGGAAAGCAUUUCUUUCCUCCAAGAUUUUUUUUCCUCAUCUCAUAAGAAUGGCAAAAAGUCAGCAUCAAAAUAAUGUUAGUCAACCCAAUUUUUUUCUCUCCUUAAUUAAGUGUAUUCAUGAUAAUGUAUAGUCAUGAUUUAUAUAUAUUGUAUAGUGAAAAGCUUCCUAUUUUAUUUUUCAGUUAAUUGUUAAUAUACUCUGUUAACACUGCCUGAUCUCCACGGUGGGGAAUUUAACUUGUACAGCUAUGAUUGCACACUAAUUCUUUCUAAUGGAUUUGAUUCCUUUAAAAAAAAAUUUAAAAAAAUUUUCUUAAAUGAUGGGAAACAUCACAUGUGACGGAUCUUUGUGACUAACCUAAAUCCCUUUAAAAAGAUAACUUUUGGUUUGAUCACAUUGUUUGACCAAGUAUGUCUUGUAGACAAAAAUUAAUUGUAAACAUUUGGUGUCAAUGAAUGUAGUUGUGAUACAUAUAGUUAAGUAUACUUUGAAUAGCUUUGUAUGAAUUUAAAUAAAAUUAUUAAUUCAGUUAUUCUGCUUCCUUCAAAUGUUUUCUUCUCUUGUCCAGAGGGAUAGCAAAGAUUUCUAUUAGAUUUGCUAUUUAAACAUAUCAUCGACAUUGUUGGAGAAAAUGAAAUAUUAAAUUAUUGUCACUAUUAUGUCUGCCCCUUAUUGACUGUCAGAUGCUAAAUGUAUAUGGCAAGCAGUCUGUGUUUUGGAAGUUUUCAUAUUAAAGUGUCUUAAAUCCAGCAAGAUAAGAUCUU